ACACUAAAUGAAAAGUUAAAAAAAACUUUAUAACUAAGAUUAGUUUUCUUAAGGGUGAAAAGCAAAGUGGAGAUGGUGGGGGGGGGUCUUUUGUGGGUACAGGAGAAGACACUGAGCAGUUCCUGUGAUGAUCUGAGAGAGAGAGAGAGAGAGCGAGAGCGAGAACGAGAGAGAUAGAGAGGAUUGUGUUAACCGCUGCUUUGCUGGUGAUCACCUGGGCAGAUCAGGAAAGCAGUUCAACCUGUUGAGUUGGUUGAGAAGGGAAGUUGGGAGUUGGCGAUGGGAGCAAGCGUUGCCUUUAGCCCAGUCACCAGUAAGUGAGUGAGUGAGUGAUUGCUGUCAAGUCGAGUCAUUGCAUUUGCCUCAAUUGGAGUUUCCACCGACACAGAAGCGACCCAAAGACAUUGGAAGCUACAGGGAGAGAUGUUGCUCUGCGGACAGAGAGGCUGAGACGCUGGGAACACAAACUCCUCUGGAACCCAAGACACAGUUUCUGGCUGCUUCAGGCAAAGGAAACGCAGUAACCCUCAGCAUGGCAGCCACCACCACAGAGGCAGGGAAAUUCAAUGUGACGUCAGCAACUUCCAAGACUCCUGAACAAAUGUUGUACCAGAGCUCUGGUGCUAUCGUAGCUGCUAUUGUGAUCGUAAUAAUAAUCCUAUUCACUUUGGUGGUGGUGGUUUUGAAGCACUGCAACAGACAAAACCGAAUAAGAAGGGAACUGGCUCCCAAAGCUUCCAAACAGGCGUCCAACCCGUUUGCACAGAGCAGCAUCGCAGGCAGUCGGCCCACCUCCCUCGUCUCCAUCUCGUCCAACAUCCCCCUGGAGAGGAAAUAUUAACAGCGUCUCCUGGUUGGAGCCGAGAGAGGAUGACGAGUUUUUACAGUCGACGAGCGCAGGAAUGGCUGGGCGGUAGGAAGUGGGGAAGACAUGCAUGUGAGUGCGUGUGUGUGUGUAAUCCAAACACAACUAGAACAUCUCCAACUUGGCGGAGUGUGCCAUGCACUGAUUUUCACACUCGCGCCCCGGAAACCAAGCAGAAGGAAUAGCUCCACAGAUGUCAACUUUACGACCAUGGCUUGGAGUUCAUCCUCCACCCCCGAAACUGAUCUCCGAGUCUUUGCCGAUGACGAAGGUCUCUGUGUAGCUGAAGGAGAGAGUGUGUGUGUGUGUCUCGCCACUGGAUGGAGACUCAGUGGAUUUACUUACCGUCAGGGUCAGAGGGUUUUGACUGUGAACUGAUCCCUCGAAUCGGAUUGAGGGUCGUUUGACGUCCAUCCUUGCAGUUAAAUUGUUUGUGACUGCCACAGACGUUACAAUGAAGGAAAAGAAAACUAUCAAAACUGUUUACAUUGACUAUGUUUCACUAACUUGCCUGGUUAGUUUGCUUCGAAGGUACUACCCAUCACGUGUGAAAGGCGCACCUUAUUUCUGUCUGUUGUCAGUUUAACUCUUUAAAUCCCAAACUCCCCUGGGAAGAGAUUGCUUCUGAAGGAAACGCUUUUCUUCCAAAGUUCUGUACAGUGUUUUUUUUUUGUUUGUUUUGUUUGCUUUAUAUGUGACCCGACAUUUUGUAAGAAGAACAGAUAGCAGUAAUAUCAGCUGCGGAGAUAAAUGAAUAGAGAAAUCGCAGUCAAGUUCAUUUGACUGCACUCAAGCAAACGUCUCCGUCUUGAAUAGUCUCAUUAUUUAUUUAUUUUUGUUGUGAAUGUUUUUUUUUCUAACAUUAGAACAGCUUAAUGGUGCAUCGUGAAUAUUCUGUAUGUUUUUGGAGUGUUCGGUCAUAGUCUAGCCAUCAAAAGAGAGAGGGAGGGAGAGUAGGUACAAUCAACCUCAUGGGGAAAAUGAGAGAGCGAUGGGAACAUAGGAACAGGAGGAGGCCAUUCAGCCCCUUGAGUCUGUUCUGC
Messenger RNA from Callorhinchus milii (elephant shark), 1908 nucleotides. Its product is annotated as noncompact myelin-associated protein. The record is from RefSeq and is a predicted model, not a curated record. Gene Ontology annotation, cellular component: paranode region of axon; plasma membrane; Schmidt-Lanterman incisure. Lineage: Eukaryota; Metazoa; Chordata; Chondrichthyes; Chimaeriformes; Callorhinchidae. Gene Ontology annotation, biological process: regulation of myelination. The coding region runs from base 533 to 841 and encodes 102 amino acids. The transcript is spliced from 4 exons. Gene Ontology annotation, molecular function: structural constituent of myelin sheath.